Helianthus annuus (common sunflower) is the source of this 366-nucleotide messenger RNA. RefSeq names its product acidic leucine-rich nuclear phosphoprotein 32 family member B-like. The record is from RefSeq and is a predicted model, not a curated record. NCBI's taxonomy places the organism in Eukaryota, Viridiplantae, Streptophyta, Magnoliopsida, Asterales, Asteraceae. The coding region runs from base 1 to 366 and encodes 121 amino acids. The transcript has 2 exons.
AUGCAGGGCCGAACGCGAUCCUACACUGAGGUUGAGGAUGCAUCAUUCACUAACAGUUUUAACUAUGAUUUCGAUAAUGCUGAUUUCACAAAUGAUUUUCCUAUACAAGGACAUGAUCAUCAAGAUAAUGUGGUUGACAAACAAAAUGAACAGGCUGACAAACAAAAUGAAGAGGGUUGUGAGGUUGAGAAUGCUAAGGGUGGUGAGGCUGAGAAUGAUAAAGAUGGUGAGGCUGAGUCUAAUGAUUCAUCUAAGGAUGAUGAUUCAGAUGAUAGUGAGUUUAUAAAAGGGUUAGAUAAUAUGGAUGAGGUUGAGUAUGACAUCAUAGAUUACAAUGCAAAUGUUGACAGGGGUGACUAUCUUUGA